Molecule: messenger RNA, 768 nt
Organism: Dioscorea cayenensis subsp. rotundata (Guinea yam)
Lineage: Eukaryota; Viridiplantae; Streptophyta; Magnoliopsida; Dioscoreales; Dioscoreaceae
Exons: 1
Coding region: 1-768 (255 amino acids)
Source: RefSeq, a predicted model, not a curated record
AUGGCUUAUGGCUCUCCUGAAGGAUAUGUCAGAUACCAGCGUGGUUUGCGUCAAGGGGACCCCCUGUCGCUGCUGCUCUUUGUUCUUGUGGCUGACGUGCUCAGCUCUAUGUUCAACCAUGCUCUUACUUCACACAUUCUGUAUGGGGUCCCGCUUGGUAAUUUUGGAAAUGUUUGCCAUCUGCAAUACGCAGAUGAUCUGAUCAUUUUAUCAGCAGGAGGGACCGAGGACCUUAAGAUUAUUAAGUUAAUCCUAUUUAUCUACAAAGAUAUAUCUGGUUUGGCGAUUAACCUCCACAAAACUUGCUUGUUCUCUACCGGUUUUGGAUCCCUGCCCAGCCAAUCUUCCCUGGGCACGCUUAAUUGUGCUGCUAGCACCCUCCCGAUCACAUAUCUGGGGGUACCGAUUGCUGGUAGAAGGCCGCGAUAUCAGGACUGGGAGGUUCUCAUCCACAAAGUCAAGGAUAGGCUCACCUCUUGGAAGGCCAAUUACCUGUCACUGGGGGGCAGGCUCAUUCUCAUUAAUUCCGUUUUGUCGGCGUUACCCACUUACUGGAUGUCGAUCUUUCGUCUCCCUAAGUGGGUGGUCAAACGUAUUGACGGCCUAAGAAGAGAUUUCUUGUGGAAGGGUCCUGAUCUGGAUAGGCCUAAAUGCGUCUGGUCAACUGGCUUAGACUGUGUCUCCCUAGGAAUCAAGGGGGCUGGGGGAUCAUCAAUCUUGCCGAGUUCAAUGGUGCUCUUCUCGGGAAAUGGUGGUGGAAAAUCUUAA